GCAGCUAAAAAAAGUCGAGCAGAUAACAUCCUAUCCAGCUUGCUGCCAACAUGGAUCAAGAAGUGGUGGGGAGCUUUGUCCUUCUGGUCAUCGUUACUCUUUUAAGUGUCAUCCAAAAUGCCUUUUUUGCCAGUAAGGUAGAACAUGAAAGCAAGAACCACACGUCCAAAGGUUUUCAGCGAGUUGCGUCGUCUGCUUUUGACCGUGUCUUCACUGCCAACCAAAACUGCAGAGAUGCUUAUCCUACCUUCCUUGCUGUGCUUUGGUGUGCUGGUUUGCUCUGUAGCCAAGCUCCUGCAGCCUUUGCUGGAUUGAUGUACUUGUUUGUGAGACAGAAGUAUUUUGUCGGCUAUAUGGGAGAAAGGACACAGAGCACACCCGGUUACAUUUUUGGAAAACGCAUCAUAUUGUUCCUUUUCCUUAUGUCUGUGGCUGGAGUUUUCAACUAUUACCUGGGCCUAUUUUUUGGAAGCGACUUUCAGACAUACAUAAAAACGGUGACCAGUACCAUCUCUCCGCUGCUGCUUAUUCCUUAAAUCUUUUCAGCAAAGAGGUGGAGAGAGAAUGGAAAAGAUCAGGGUGCGCAGCCAAUCGAUUUCCAGAAGCAGAUGUUCAAAAUGAACCUGUAAAGCUCCUUUUACAUUGCCAUAAAUCUAACACUCUUUAGGGCUUUGUAGUUUUGAUUUAGCACUGCCUUUUCUCUGCAAGAAAAUUAUUUAUGGCAAGCACUUGACAUGUCUUUGGGAGAAGAGUAAUAUGCCCCAGUAAAUUGUAAGUCCCCACACUGUAAAUGGUACCUUGCUUGGUUUUGGUUACUGAAGUGUUAAGUGUAUGGGAAAAUGUUCGUUGGCAUAACAUUUUCAUACAGGAUGCAAAAGUAAAGUAAUUGUGUUCAGCACAAAUGAACAGUUGACAUUCAGUGGAACUCAGAAGUCCAGCCUGCUUGAAGGAAAGAGAUGUAAUACAGUCUAAAAAGAGAUACAACACUCUAAAAAUAUUAACUUCAGUAAACUUAGAAGGGUGUAGCUCUGCUUAGGAUUCUGCAGUUAAAGGAAAUGUAUACAUUUAUUUACACCCCAGUUAGCACUAUCAUAAUAGUUAAAUAUAAAUAAUAAAAUACUAUUUGUGUGGGUUUUUUCUGGCAGAGGAGGAAUAAUAGUCUUAUCAGUAAAAUUAUUUACAGUUACUGAAGUUAGUUUACUGUUGGAUUUUUAUUAUCACCAAUGUCUGCUACUUAAACACACAAAUCCAUUCAAACAAUUGCUUUUAUUGGAUCAAACAAUGCACAAAAUGCUGGAAGAGUUAUGCAUAAGUCUUCAAGCACAACAAUUUAAAGCAAAGAAUACAUUCAACAAAACAUUUCACAGUAACGAUGGUUAUCGGUGAUGUUACGAAUGGAUGUGGCUUAUGAAUGUUAAAUCACUUACAGUACCAUACCAUCCCAAAAAGAGUUACACCCUUCAAACCCAUUGAAGUCAAUGAGUUUAGAAGGGUGUAACUCUGUUUAGGAUUGCAAUACUAAUUCUGAAUACAGAACUACUAACUCAAGGUUAUUUAUUGUUUGUCAUCUUUCAAAAGGUGAUUUUAGAGGAUAGUCAUCUAGGUCUCCAGUAGAACAGCUGGAUUUCAACCCAGUAGCACCUUAGAAACAGACCAAAAAGAUUUUUGGUGUAAAACAAUUCUAAGGUGCUACUGGAUUCGAAUCUAGUAUUUCAAAAUGUGAUUUUUCUCCCAUAUUUUAUUACUUUAAUAAAUCAAUACUUCAGAAGGAAAAGAAACAGAAGACAAAAGAUCAGAGAAAAUAAGGCAUAUGGCUGCAUGUUAUUGUGAAACUUAUUCUGAUAAUCUAUAAAUAAACUCCAUCUCAACA
Messenger RNA from Sphaerodactylus townsendi, 1870 nucleotides. It is a transcript of the gene ALOX5AP, whose product is annotated as arachidonate 5-lipoxygenase activating protein. Gene Ontology annotation, biological process: leukotriene biosynthetic process. Bases 51 to 536 code for a protein of 161 amino acids. The record is from RefSeq and is a predicted model, not a curated record. Gene Ontology annotation, cellular component: nuclear envelope; membrane; endoplasmic reticulum. The transcript has 5 exons. NCBI's taxonomy places the organism in Eukaryota, Metazoa, Chordata, Lepidosauria, Squamata, Sphaerodactylidae. Gene Ontology annotation, molecular function: leukotriene-C4 synthase activity; glutathione peroxidase activity; enzyme activator activity.